CAAACUCUGUUGCUAUGGUGAUGACGCUGGUGACUGGAAACCGGGGCACGUCUCUGUUAACCGUUACUUCAACGAUUCCGUGUCAUACAAGGUAGUUAAUCAUCUAUUACAGCUUUUUGUCAUUUUUCGUAAUAAUUUUGUGCAUCUCUCUGUCGUUUUUCAUAUAAAUUGGAUAAUAAAAGUGAUUUAACGCCUCAGAGCUACAUAUAAUUUGCCCGUUUUCCCACAAUGCAUCGCUUUAUUUUGUCUCGUAGCUCAGGGAGAUGAGAGGAACCUGACACAGCCGCCCUCCUCCCUCCUCACCCGACCGACCGACAGAGGCGAGCCCCCCUGACAGCAUCACCGACAUGCCCCGCAAGCCUGAGCGCACUUAGCCGGUGGGGCUGGAUCACUCAACGACGGAAUACAACCUUUAACAAGAUCCUCGACGAUACUCAUUAUCAGAUAAAGGUGAGCUCUCUCUGACAGUCAAGGUGCUGCUGCUAGCUUCGUUAGCUUUUCGGCUAGGUUAGCAUAAUUUACGCCUGAUGCGUCUUUCCUCUGUUUGGAGACUCUUUCAUUCAAUGACAAGCUACAAUUCAAUUAUUUUAGUGUGGUAUUAUGGUCUAUAUUGUGCUGGCAUUAUCCUGGAUUCAUCCUAGCAGGUUGUCUUUAUUGUCAUUUAAAGGGGUAAUGUACGUUUGGCUGACAUUACUGCUGUUUCUUUGUCAGAAAAACGGUAAAUAUGAGGAUUUUACGAUUCAAUUUGCUUAACCCUGGAUUUAGUUGGAAAGGAGACACAUUAUAUAGAUAUAAUAUGCGCCGUAUUUUCCCGAACACCUCAACAAUGUCAAAUAAACAAUUUUUAUCCGCAGUUUAUUACAUUUAUUCACAUCUAGAGCAGACUGAUAUUUAGUUGACGGAUUUUAAAUAGGAUUUGGUAUGACAAUUAAAUUAUUUUAGUGCGCUCUUAUGGUAUAUUUUUGAGCUGGAUUUAUUCUGGCAGGUUGACUUUAUUGUCAUUUAAAGGGGUCAUGUACAUUUGCCUGAUAUUUCUGCUGUUUCUUUGUCAGGAUAACGGUAAAUAUGUGGAUGGUAGCCGUUUAAUUAUUGAAUUUGCUCAACCCUGGAUUUAGUUGAAAAACAGACACAUUAUAUAGAUUUAGUAUAUGCCGUAUUAUCCCGAAUACCUCAAUAAUGUCUAAUAAACCAUUUUUAUUCACAGUUUAUUACAUUUAUUUACAUCUAGAGCAGAUUGAUAUAUAGUUGACGGAUUGUAAAUGGGGUUUGGUGCGACGAUUCGGUUAUUUUAGUGCGCUAUUAUGGUAUAUUUUUGAGCUGGUUUCAUCCGGGAUUCAUCCCAGCAGGUUGACUUUAUUGUCAGUUAAAGGGAUAAUGUAAGUUUUCCUGGUAUAUCUGCUGUUUUUUGUCAGAAUAUCGUUGAAUAUGAGGAUUGUAACUGUUUUAUGACUGAAUUUACUUAACCCUGGAUUUAGUUGAAAAAGAGAUGCAUUAUAUAGAUUUAAUAUGCGCCGUAUUCCUCCGAACACCUCAACAUUGUCUAUUAAACCAUUUUUGUUCACACUUUAUUACAUUUAUUUACAUUUAGAGCAUAUUGAUAUUAAGUUGACGAAUUGUAAAUGGGGUUUGGUGUGACGUACUUCCCAUUCAGUAGAAAACUAGCUUGUUUGCGGUUCGUGAAACUGCUCCUCCCUGGACAGCACACAGCAUUAGCUGCAAGGACAGGCUUUGUAAUGACCGGACGAAACGCAGUGAUGGCAUCCAACAACAUCUCAUCAGGUCAUAAAACAAGCAGAGACAGACGAGCCCACUACUCAUCAGUGACAGUGAUCACCGAUGUUCGCUUUGAUGCUGAUAGAGAAGGUCAGGUGCUGAAUUAAAACGCAGUCUGAAGCUUUGACAUCUACGUUUCUGUCAGGUGAUGAUCCUCUGGCAGACAUACAGCUCGGAGCAGCAGCAGCAGUUUAAUGUUAACUGGGGGUUUGGGGUGCUGUCCGCAAUGCAGGUGCUGAAAUAACAAGUGUGGAGGAAAAGUAUCAAACGUUCCUACAAAGACUGAGCUGUAUGUCUCUAUAACACUUUAGACAGAGGUUUUAAUGAUUUAGUUUGAUUAUUAUUAUUGUUGUUGUUGUUAUUGCGGUGGUAGAGUUUAGUUGUUGAAGUUCCCUAAAACACCAGCAUAAGUCAGGAUGUGAAUGACUUAUUUUCACCACAUUUGGACAUUUGAAGAAAACAAGAGUCGACUUUUUUUCAGCCUAAAGAUGAACAAUGGACAUGUUUGUUUAGGAGGAGCAGCUCCCUCCCAGAAAGGCCAGCUUAUUCUUGUUGUAGCUAGUAGCUAAUGUUUCAUGCUGCUGCAGUUCAUUGAUUAUUUAUGUUCUCUGUAUGAGGAAAUGCUGGUUUGUUUAUUUAGAAAGCACAGUCUGUAUAAGAGUCACGGUUUUACAUAAAUCUCAGUGUUUGUGAGACAGACGUAGUUAUUUGCAUAUAACCCCCUACUGUGUCCCCAAACAAAGAAAGGUAAACUUGGCCUCUCUUGAGAACAAUGAAGGUGUGUACUCCUCUGUCACCUUCAUGCCACGGUAUGAAACGUGUGAUGAAGUUGGCUGAGGUCAUGUCUUUGUAAACGGGAAGCUAUUCUGGUGAGAGAGAUGCUUGCAGCACAGGGUUUACAGGAAGGACUCCACAUCACUCAUCAAUAAUAGAUGAUCUCCUCAGCCUGUAUGACACACCACUGCCUCUGUUUGGGAUUACUCGUCUUUGUUUUGCUUUCCUCUCCUUUUCUUUCCUUAUCUUUUUGUCAGCUCGCAAUGACAAAAAGUCCCAUUGACAACUCCGAGCGCUGGAGCGUGUCCUGCAAGGUGUCAUGGGAUAUAUUAUUAAUGUAAGCGAGCUGAUGAUGUAAGAGCGAGAGGCUCUGGGAUGUUUUAUUGAAACACACUUAUGUAUGCAGGGAGAGGCUUUCUCUGCACUCAGGCGGGCUGUUGCGGGGAUCAAUGUGCUCUCAACUCUCAGCGCAGCACAGUUGUCUGGCAGAGGGUGGAGAUGUUGGAGCUGAGUGAUUGUUUCUCUGCCUCUGGCGCUGAAGACAAGGACGGCCAGGGAAGGGAGGAAGGUGGGGCAAGACACAGGGGAAACAAGGAAGAGACAUGUUUAAGACUGACAGCCUCCAUGCCACACCCAGUCUUACUGUAACGGCGACUAUUGGGUUUCUUCUUAAUUACUUCUCAAACAGAGAGACACUGACCUGUAGUAAAAAUAACCAUCAACCAAAACAGACUUAUAAUAUUUGUAAGUAUGUUUAAAUUAUUGUCUAAAAAUGUUGUUUUUGUAAUAGAAAAUGAUCUUUAAGGACAUUAAGGAGUGAGACUGCCACCUUGCAUCCUUAUUUUUCUACGGUAGCACAGAAAUGACAAAGUAGUUGCAUUUAUAUUUAGUACCCAUGCUAAUGCACUGGUUGUAAAAAUAAAAAAGAAGAAAAAUUUUUGUCCUGGAAGUUUACUAUUGCUUCACCAGUUAAAGAAGUGAGCUGGAGAGCAUUUUAAAUACAAAUCUGACCGCUAAUUAUCCCCUAAUAUUCCUUUUUUUAACACUGACUCUACCUUCAGAUUAUUUAAACUGAUAACUACGCUCCACCAAACUGAGCUGAAAUAAUUUUCAUUGUUUAGACUCUCAUUUAUGAUUAAAUCAAAACAUCACCUUCAGUUUUAUUUUCAUUUUUUUUGUUUGACCUUGAUUACAGUCUCUCUUCAGAUUCAGUUUCUGACUUUUACUUUGUUUUCUACCGUCUGUCUGUCCUCAGGAAGCCUCAGAGUGGUAGGAAGAGUGUUUUCCACUGUUUGUCCUAAUAAAAUUACAUCAUAUAGUCCAGAUUAGAUUAGUGCACAUUAGAUCGGUGUUACCUUACAGAUGUCUGGCUUCUCACGGCUCACACCGCUCAAUCUCAGGUUCUCAAUCAAUCGCCUAAUUUCAGGGAUUGGCAGAGUGUCUAUUUAUGGUUGGCAGGCCUCUUUUUUUUACAGCCACACCACAACAUUGAGCUGGUCUUAUUAAUGAGGAUAUUCACAGAUGUGUCAUGUGGUAUUUUCUAGUUCCUAUUUCACUCUGUAAAUUACAUUGUCUGAGUUUUAGUUGGCAGACACAGCAAAGUUGAAACACGAUGUAAACAAAGGAAAAGGUUGUGACAGUCUGUUUGACAAAUGGGUUGACUUUUCUCUCUUUCUUUCUCUCCCCUCCUUUCUCUUUUUUUUCUUUCCUUUUCUGUGUCUGGAGGUUAUAACCACUGGUGCCUGUCCGUGACCAUAACCAGCCAUGGCAUCAGCAAAUGUUACGCUGGAGAAUCAGCUGCACAGCGCUCAGAAAAAUCUGCUCUUCCUCCAGCAAGAUCACGCCAACACGCUAAAGGGGCUCCACGCGGAGAUCCGCAGGUUACAGCAGCAGUGCACAGGUGAGCGUGAACAAGCACUUCUCCUCUCUGCAGCACAUUAAAGAGUUUCUCAUCAGGGUAAACGGCACCUUCGUAAACAAACCAGAAACGCUGAUAAUGGUCUCAUCAGUGAGAGAAUCAGACCGAUGUAAACCCUAAAUGGAUGCAUGGACUCUGAAGAAAAAUAGUCGCUGUUAAACCUUUUAAAGGGAACAGGCGGAGUUAUUGGAAAUCCACUCAAGCCUCAGUAACUACAUCCCCCCACUCAGCAGAAGCAGCGCUGUAAAGAUAGAUGUAAAGAUGGUGGCAGAGGAAAAACAGGCCAGCGUUCGCUUUAGCUGCUUUAACGUAUCCUCGGCUAACCUGACUCUGAAGCUGACGUGACGAACUCUCACUAAUCUUGUUAAAAGUGCGCCUCGCCAUAUGGAAAGCCGCUGUCAUGCACCUCAGCUGGUUGGUCCAUGUGAGGAUCAUGCUGUUUAAUAGCUGGACCGCUGCAGCAUCAUGUGAUGAGAACCUAUAAGUAACGUCCUGUGUUUUUUUUCCACAGACCUGACAUACGAGCUCACUGUGAGGAGCUCUGAUCCCUCAGGUGAGUCUCCAUGAUACUUGGCUGCACACACACACACACAUACACACACAUCUGUUUUCACACUGACGUCCGUUGUCAAGAGUCAGAAGUCACCGUCAAUAGUCUAAAUGAUUGAUAAAUGUGAUUAACCGAUCAUUUUCAGCUGUGUUUAAAUUAAAGCUGUGUGUCUGUGGUUUCAUGGAGACGUAGUGGAGUUCAAGUAAAACCCCUGACUAUUAUAUUGACUUGGACACACCUCAGAUACUUCCACAGACUCCUGUUUCUUUGACACGGAUGUUCAUUCCAGAACAAUCUCACUGAAAUCGCACAGAGCAGCAGAAAAAGAGUGAACUCGGCUGAAGUCGAGGCUGUAAAUCUGUUUCGGUGGACGGGUCUGGGAAUGGAGGGCUCUUUCUGUUUCUUAGAAACACACAUUCCCACCCAGGAAGAAUUGCAUUGUGGGACUCCCUGCUGUUCAUUAGACAUCCCACUGCUCAUGGUCAGCUGCCCCUCCCCCCCUAGGUUACCAUGGCCCUGACAUGGAGUCUCAACACUGGUCUGAUUCAGACCCGGCCCCCUCUAUCUCUGCCCCGGCCCCUGGCAGACUGCUUACAGUCUAAUGUACUUAGAGGCUGCCGCUGAUCGCACGGAUGUGUGUCAGUGAAAAUGGUCGCAGCUCACCGGGAUCACAUCAUGCGUGGCUUUGUGUGGCCCAGAUCUGAGCAGUAUUGUUAGGACCUUCAGUCAGAAGCUCUAUCAUGUUAGUGUGGGACAUCGCAGAGAUUGGAGUGCAGGAAAUCAGAUUAUCUGUCACAGCACUAAUGCACAGCCUGCAUCCUGCUUAGUGAGCCGAGCUCAGCCGCUCCAUCCAGGCUGAAAAUUCACUCGAAUGGAGGUAAACGGCUGAGAUCAGGGUAUGUAAAUAUACAACAGAAACAUGCACACUUUAAACCAUAUAUACAUGACACUAUACUGACAGUGAAGUGUGUUUGCAGUGUUAUCUGAUGUAACUGGGUGUGGCCGGGCAGGUUCGUGUCAGUGGUGAUGAAGGUCAGAGGAGAGCGGCGUGCUUUUUGUCUAAUAGAGCUGUAAUGUGAAACUGGAGCUCUGAGUCUCUGUAGGAUCAAACUGUCUCCGUCAGCUGACAGACUGUCCAGAUUCAGUGUCUGCACCUAAUGCUGCUCUAAUGAUCGGUCCAGUCUGGAGAUGUGUGUCUCACAGAGUGUGUUUUUCUCGUGUGUCGACUCGAGUUGUUGACGGUUUUUUUUUGGUUGUGCUUACAGACAGCAGUGAGGCCCGGUGUAAGGAGCUGCAGAGGAGGUGCGAGGAGCUGGAGGCCCAGCUGAAGAAGAAGGAGGAGGAGAACACGGAGCUGCUCAGGGACCUGGAGCAGAAGAACGCCAUGAUCUCUGUUCUGGAGAACACCAUCAAGGAGAGGGAGAAGAAGUAUUUAGAGGAGCUCAAGAUGAAGAGUCACAAACUGGCCGUGUUGUCCGGGGAGCUGGAACAAAGAGCGAGCACUAUAGCCUAUCUGACCUCCCAGCUUCACGCCACAAAGAAGAAGCUGUUAGCCGGCAGCUCGUCUGAAGCGAGUCCUAACGUCAGCCCAGUGACCUCGUACAAACCCACCCCUCCCCCCUCCAAAGACAGGCAGCCUGAAACGCCCCGACGCCGCAUGAAGAAGAGUCUGUCUCAGCCGCUCCACCCAGAGUUAACAGAAGUGUACCGGCUCGGUCCAGAUGGUCGGAGGCUGGUUCUGCGGGAGACGGUGGAAGCCAUGCCCGAUCCCACGCCUUUCCUGCAGGCCGGGAGAGACUCUCCUGAACCGCAGGUGGUGCGAGAACGUCCUGCUGUAAUCCCUCCCAUCGCCUCUGAGCGCUCCCCUGCUGCAGCUCCCCUGGGCGUCACGGCCAGCCCUCGUCACAGCCCCGCCCGGGACCGCCAGUACAGGGCUCACGUGGGCGUGGCACACCGCAUCCCGCACGGCACUCCCUCUCUGGCCCCGCCGCAGGCUGAGCUGGAGACUCUGGCGGUGGACCAGGUCAACGAGGAGAAGGUGGUGCGGAAGCGCUCAGGGGCCGACAGGACAGUUUAACUCUGCACUGCUAACACGCACAUAAACACACACACGCACACACACAUCUACUGUAAACACACACCACUGCAAGAGCAGGACGGAGCCUGACCCACUGUGUAGCCUGCUUUUUACGCAACACUGCAAUAUGACAAAGUGAUCAUUCGUUCACGGUCUCCCAUAAAGACUCGUUUUCUUUACAUACAUUUAAAAAAAAAAGGACGAAGAGAACAAAAGCAUGCCAAACGUUUCUACCCACCUCCUGACCACAGCUUGUAUUAUACACACCUCGACUUUUACGCUUUAGACUCUCACACCGUUCUGUCUCAUGUGGUGCAAACGACAAACCCUCAGCCAAAUCUCUGCAUCAGUGCCUGCUCCACCUGUUCAAACACACGCUGUGUAGUGUAGUUAUUACGAUUCUCCUCUAUCCGCUCCAUCCUCCACAGUCAUCUGGACAUAUCAACAAACACGACAGCCAGAUGUCUGCAGCUGCUUAGGGUAGAUCUGAUAUUAUUAUUAUUAUUAUUAUUACACUCAUACUCUCCACGUCUUCUCAUCCUCUCGUCAUAUCAGUAGUAAAACUGUAGGUUUACCGUAACUGUAGGAAGGAGCUGCAAAAUGUGCAAUUAAAAAGGUGCUGGUCGAAGGUGAGAGAGCUGUAGCUCCACCCUCCUGAUUCUGACUGGCUAAUGCAGCAGUGAUGCACAUGAGUAAAUGCAGUAUAAAGAUGGUGAGCGAGUAUGUUUGUGUGUGUGUGUCUGUGUGUGUGUGUGUGUGAGAGAGAGAGAGGUGUGUGUGUGUGUUCGUGUGUUACAGAGCGAGACACUGAAGGCCUACAGGAGCGUUAAGUCUUGGCUUAAUAUCUGUCGGUGUUAUUUGUGAUACAAGGGCAUUUUUCAGAAACUCUGCUGUGAUGGAGUUUUGUGAUAUGAUGACUAACUGUACUUUAUAAAGGCUGCACAUUUGUAAGGAAUUCUUUUUUUAUUUAUUGUUGAAUAGAGAACACAAAAGCACCUCAGAUUCUGACUGUAGCCACCGCACCGACGACAACAUGACCGGAAUUAUAACCACUUAAUAAUCUGCUUUUCACAGUAAUCUCACCUGUCCUUGAAGUCGAUGUAUAAAUCAGUACAAUAAAGCAAUGCUUUUUGGUU
Molecule: messenger RNA, 8228 nt
Organism: Xyrichtys novacula (pearly razorfish)
Lineage: Eukaryota; Metazoa; Chordata; Actinopteri; Labriformes; Labridae
Source: the annotation of a GenBank genome assembly